GAAAGAAGGGAUAACAAACUGCAAAAGGAAAGGAAAGGAAAAGAAGAGAAAAUAUGGCACUGAAACUUCACCACUGCCAUUUACAACACUUAACUUCAACACCACCUAAAUUCACUUCUGCUUCGCUUUUACUACUAAAUUUUCAGACACUAUCUGCUUCUAAGGUAAAUGGAACCAUAACAAGGGUAAAAAGUCAAAGAAUAUCAUCAAGACUAAGUAAAAGAAGGCAUAUAUUAUCAGCUUCACUUUCACCUCUUGAUUUGACAGAAGAAAAUAUCAAUCAAGUCUUAGAAGAUGCUAAGGCUGAGUUGGCACAACUUUUUGAUACUUCAGUUGGGAUAACAGGGAAAGCAGAACUAGCAGAAGUGGAUGGACCUUAUGUGAAGCUUAGACUAAGUGGCAAGUUUUGGCAUAAACGUUCUACUGUUGUAGCAAGACUUGGCAAUUACUUGAAGCAAAGAAUUCCAGAAAUAUUAGAGGUGGAUAUAGAAGAUGAGAAACAGUUGGAUGAUAGCCCUGCAAACUUUUGAACCUAGAGAGUUGAAGAGAGGCCUUUAAGUUCGUUCAAAGGCACUAGGGACGAGCUAGUACAGACAGUUUCAUGAUUCCAAAUGUUUGCUCAUAUCAAUUGUCCAAAACUUCAUCAACCGGUCUGAGGGAUGAUGAAGGCGAGCACUAGUUUUGUAGGAUAAUAGCCUCUAUCUUUAUUAGCAGGAUGCUUUUGCCCAUUCAAGGGCGAAAGAUACUAAUACUUGAGAACAAUUUCCCAAGCAUUACUUCUUUAUUUUUUGAAAUCAAACAUUUAUUUCGUGGUGUUUUUAAAGAAAUUUCAAGAUUAAGAUCUUCAGCUUGA
Nicotiana tabacum (common tobacco) is the source of this 853-nucleotide messenger RNA. RefSeq lists its product as uncharacterized. NCBI's taxonomy places the organism in Eukaryota, Viridiplantae, Streptophyta, Magnoliopsida, Solanales, Solanaceae. The record is from RefSeq and is a predicted model, not a curated record.